AUGACUCUCGAUUCGACUCUACGCCCAUUUAUCGAAAAGCUUGCGGAAGCCGGGCAGAAUCAUGAUGAAGACGGCUUCAUCAACAGCUACACGCCGAAUGCCACCAUCGUCGACAUCACCGACAAGGAAAUCCACGCCGGUCAUGAUGCCCUCCGCACGCUGUUCAGGAAAUAUUGUACUUUUGGGAAAUGGACAAGCACAGCUUCAAACGAGGAAUUCUCGGGCUGCGAAGACAUCAUCCGCUACACCUGCCUGAGCACGCUCUCCAUCGUGAACGGCCCGACAAUGUCGUUCAACGUGUUGCAGUACUGGCGAAAGGUGGCGGACGGAUCGUACAAAUGCGAGGUGGAGCAGUUCACCAAUACU
Molecule: messenger RNA, 366 nt
Organism: Mesorhabditis spiculigera
Lineage: Eukaryota; Metazoa; Nematoda; Chromadorea; Rhabditida; Rhabditidae
Source: the annotation of a GenBank genome assembly